GUAAACGUCAGAGCAAGAUGAGCGCGGCGGACGUCGAGGGGGAAGAGGCCACCUCGUGCAGACGCGGAAGCGCCGGAUCGAGUCCCUGCGCUUCCAGCCAGAAACCCCGGAACCGGAGCCAGCGGCCCGAGCGCACCGCGGCGGCUCUGCGCCAAGCGCGAGAGCGGAGCGCGUGACGAACAACGAAGAACGAGGAGACCAUGUUGCUGCGCACGCGACCGCCUCUUCUUCCUCUUCUUCUUCUACUUCUUGUUCUUUCUCGCCCUCUCGAGCGGGCCUUCGACGAUGCACGCAGUAAUAAUAAUCCCAUCGUCCCCCAAAUGGACUAAGUGAUUAUCGCAGAUCAUCGCGGAGGGAAGCCGCCGUUCAGUGUCACGGAGGGGAAGUGAAGGUAUCGAAAGGGGAAAAAACGGACGCGCGAGGCGGACCUCAACGUCAAAUGACCAUAGUGGCAGAAAAGAAGCCGCCACGGUGGAGUCGGCCGGUGCUGCGCUUGUCCGAAAUAUGACCAGCGGCGCUCGCAAGCCUCGGCAGAGAGAUGACGGCUUAACGCACCGGCUUGCACCGCGCGAAAACGAGCAGCAGUCCGCAGACUCAGAGCGGGCGCAACGAUGGCGGCUCUCCUUGGCGUCGCUCGUCGUCUUUGCCGCGCUGCUGUCUGACCGGCCGCGCUUCUGCGCCGAGGCCAAGCUCACAAGAAGCCGAGACGAGGAGCCGGCCCGGGUCGCUUCGCCUCGAGACGCCAUUUCCCUUGGAAACACUAGUCAACCGGCGUGGAGACUGGAAACGUGCCGCGCGAACGGCGCGUAUAGGAGCUGCUUCACGUUCGCCGACGCGGACCACCUGUGUGAGGGCCUCUCGGGGCCAGACGUGAACCCGAACGACUUGUACCUCUCGUUUUGCAACGCCUAUUCGCUAAUGGAUUUGCUGUACGGCUCGACGAACCCGGACAACUUAAACUGCAGCGUGGAUGCGCUCGCGAGCGGCGACCCGUCCAGGUGUAGCCUGUGCGUACAGGCGUACCAGCGCUAUGACCUGCACGCUCAGGAGAAAUACGAGGAGUUCGAGAGCAUGACCGAGCGCUUCGAGACGGACGCGUACUCGGUGCGAACGUGCAUGGAUGAGUGCAAGGUGGUGUACAAGCCUUGGCUCUGCGCUCAGUUUUUCCAGAGCAAUCAGUCCAGCUGUAGCCGCAAGAUCCCUUGUGAGCAGUACUGUCUCGAGGUCCAGCAGAGGUGUCCCUUCAUAUUGCCUGACAAUGAUGACCUUAUACACGGAGGCACUCCCAGUUUUAUAUGUUCAGAGCUUUUGGAGAAUGCAGACAACACCAAGCAUGAGCCACAGUGCUGUGAUGUGCGGUGGGAGCUAAAAUUCAACGAAUGUUCUCACAGCACAUUCAAAAGGACUCAUCCCUCACGCCAGCAUACGUCUGCUACGACCUCAGGAGCUCCGAGGCUGAAUCAAGGCAGACUGAAGCUCUGCUUGCUAGUCCUGGUCCUCUUGCACACGGUAGCGACCAUGACAGCUGUCCAGAACUCCACCUGCCUUGCCACCAUCUUCCCACUGGAGGACAAUGCCCCCAGAGAAGAGUGACUGGAUGCGGGAAAGGGGGGUUAGCUCUAGCCAAUCAGCAUGCUCCAAAAAGUGAAACAUGGCGAGCAAGGAACUGGGCCGAACCGAGUCGAACCAAGCACGCCAGGCACGCCGGCAGAUCCCUAGCUGCGCUUUACAUGUUCAGUGCUCUUUAUGCCCCAGGUAGAAGAAAUGACAAGAGAGAAUUCAAGAGAAGGGCAAGAGGAGACGAAGGAAGAGGAAGACCAAGGCUGUGUCCUUUUGAGAUGUCAGUUCUCACACUGUUCUGAAAAGUAUACAUUUUGUUUUUUUUUGUUGUAUCAGAUGAUGGUCAGACUUUUUCCCUUUUUAGCUUCUGCUGUCAAAAUGGGUUUCUGUUUGUCAACCACUUCAGAUUAAAAUGGAAUGAGGGAAGAAACCUGAGUUAUAUGUAUCCAUGUCUCAGUCAAACCACUCUGUGUCAUAAAUAUUGUUUUCACAUUUCACAGCUAGCAUGAAUAGAAGUAUGCUGUAGCUAGAAAGAUAGCAAGCAGGAGGCUGGUUGUUGAUCCAAAUUCUGUUAACUACCUGCAACCUCCAUUCUUCAUUGACCAGAUUCAGAUCUUUUGCCUUGCAAUCAAGAUGUAGACAGGGCCAUGUCAACACAGCCUUAAAAACAGACCCCCAUAGCAAUCAUUUGGUGUACUAUACCAUUUCACAUGUUUAGCUUUCAGCCUCUAUAUAUAUUCUUGCUGCUUAGCAGACUACAUUACAACCCUGUUGUUAUCCUGAUACCUACUGGGAGAGCCGAUAUCUUAAAGUGCAGUGAAAAGUAUGGUGAUACACCACCAUGAUUCUUACAAAAUAUGGAAGGAAACCAGCCUGGAUGCCAAGAUUGAGGACUUGGUAGACAUUUCAAAGAUUAAAAUCAGCCAGAUAUAUUUUAUGUAACUAAUGUAAUGGGCUCUUUAGUAUUCCAUCCAAAGGGGCUCAAUCAAAACAGUUUGUUUUUUAAUCAAAUGAGCCAUUAUAGCCAUUGUCCCAAGUUUCCUCUUCCAGUAUAGUUUAAGGUUAACUUCACCAGGCUGCAAUAACAUAACUGGAGUGCCUGGUUUAGCUUAAAAACACAUUCAAAUGGAACAACAGCUACUCCAUCAAGUUUUAUUUAGAAUGGAUGUUAAAUGAUUUUCUUUGGGUUGUGCAGAGAUGGUUGAAAAUAAUAACAUGUCUUGACAAUUUUAUCAAUGCUUGUUCUUAUUUCCACACUUUUAUGCCCUCAGUACGGUAACUGAGCUGCUGAAAAAAGAGUUGCAUAGUGAUCAGUUGUAAUUGCGCUGUAAUUUGUUUUUUGCCAUUUGUUUCGUUCUCAAAAAUGUCCUACACCGUCGUGUAAAGGGCUUAGCAGAUAGCAUGGAAGGGAAGGAGUUCUCAAGGGCUCAUUCUAUAAACCUCCUUCUGUGUGUAGGACUGUACGUGUUUGGUGUCUGACUGUAUGGGCCUCUGGUUGCUGAUAUACUGUUUUGCGGUCUGUUUUACUUGGUGUUACAUCACUAACCUAUGUUAAAAGGCGUAUUUUUUAUGCUUAACAUUUACUGUGUCUUUGUAAUUGGCUGGAGCACAUCCUGGGCACAUUUGUCUCGCAUAGCUACGUCUUAUAAUAAUGUUGCAACGUCCCUCAAUCUGAAAGGCCCAAGUGCCUCCACUGUCCAGUUGUCUAGUGCUAUUUCUUUAACACAGCAGUAUAUAUAGAAAUGGCAGCAGGUACAGCGACAGUUGAUUAACAGUGUUUCCCACACAUAGGUGAUGCUCGGCUGUGGCGCUGAAGUUAUUGAUAUUGACGUGGAGCCUGAGUACAGUUACAUUGUGUUUAGAAUACAUUUACAGGAAACAGCUUGCAUUCGUUUUCAAUUUGGCUCUGACACACAUACACACAGCUCUGGAGAGACAAGAGCCAGCAGAGCUUUUCAUAUUUAUUCCUAUUGGAGUCAGUCUGUGCAAGCUCACAUUAUACACUUAGAUUCUCAGAGCAGCUCCUAAUAUUUGCACACUUUGGUUGCACUUUGCCUGGUUCACGUUUAUUGAGCACAUAACAUUUCUGGCUCCCUACUUAACCACUCAGAACAAACCACUUUACUGUAGUGUCAAGUGACAGAAAACAGCAGAUAUACAGUUUACAGGUCAAUAAGGUAUACAGGAAACUCAAUAUACAGGUAAUUUAAUUGAUUUUAGUUAAACAUAUUUUCAGCCAGAUUCUAACCGAUCUGCGAUAGAACAAUUAGAAUGGGGUUUCUCUCGCGUUUUUCUUUGUCAACAUUGAUUUACAGCGACAGGUUAUUGACAGCAUCAGUUUUACUCUCUUAGUGGUUUUUAUCCACGUAAGAGCUAGGAUUUCAUGCUGUAAUACGGGUAUAUUUAGACUUUCACGUAGAAAUGACAUGGUUGAGACACUUUGUGCGUAUAUAUAUUUCAGCAUCCACAACCACCUAUUUCGACUCUGCUCUGUGAUCAAAAAGGAAAUCAUGAUGAUAAACUGUCGCUAGGUCCAAGGAGUACGACAUACGUGAGGCUCGACCCUGUGGGAAACACUGAUUACAUUACAGUAUAUAAUAAAGACCAGGCUAGUGCUGUACAGUACUGUAGUUUUGUGAUGACGGCUUUAAUAAGUGAACUUAAAAGACAUGCUUUAACCCAUAGUCUUGUUGUAUGUUCUAUUAGCUGUUUAAAGCAGCUGGCCAAGGUCUUACAGUUCAGAGGUGACAAUCAUUCCUCAUUCCAUCAAACAUUCAAUUAUUAUUAUAUAAAAAAAAAAUACGACCCAGCCUUACAAGCAAACAACAGGAUUUGUGGAUAUUGGGGAUGCCCUAUAAAUAUAUUAUAUACGUAUAUAUCUUUUCUUAUAGUAAAAAUAAUUGUAAGAAAGGAUAUUCAAGAACAAAAGCAGAGUUUUCCGGGGGUUUGCAGUAUCGAGUUGCGCACAUCGUCUUCUUUAAACAAGCUCUGCCGUUACGUUUUACCCUGACAGCUUAUAUUAUGCCUUGUGGUAACUACAGUGUCUAGAGGAAGGAAGUCAGAGAAAUGUUAUAACGUUGACGUUUUGACAAGAAGGCACAGCAAUCGUUGUCAUUCAGCCUGUCAGCCAUUUUGAUUUCCCAUUGUGACACAUAGGAAGUAUUUAGAACUGGCCUCCACGCUGUUAUUAGAAACACAAGGCAGAUCCUACACAAUCUGUAUAACCUUGCCCUGAGAAAUUACACGUUUAUCCUCUUCACCACCUGUUUGAACCACUUAUCUUCGAAAAUCCUGUUGAUCUAUGCAGAUGUGCCUCUGUCAUUAUAUUGUACUAUAUUUGUGCUAAGGUAAAUUUGUGCUAAUUUGUCUCACUGUUGCCUGUCUUUAUUUGAGAUUUUUUGGUGUGUUUUUUUUCCCCCUCUCCCACAAUCCUUUCUUUUUUUCUACUCUGUUACCCUUUCAUUGGUCACAUGUCAGUUGUUUUGGCACUGCAUUUUCUUAGUCACGUCUCAAAAAGUGCAAGCUGCUUAAGUGAAUGUUUUCCUCUUCUGGGCUGGGCAAAUUGUGGUUCCGUGGAAUUUCAAAACGCUGACAUGGAAUCAGACAGACAUAUAUAGAUAUUACAAUUAUUAUUACAGUGUCAUAUUGUCAUACAAUAGAUGCUUUAGUUCUCUGUUUCUCUUUUCAUUUUUUUUACACAAAGACUUUGAUUAAAUAUUUAUAAUUCGGUCUCACAGGUCAUGACCUUUUUUGAACGUAAGAUGAAAAAUACAGAUAUGUUUAUGAGAGUUCUGUUC
Hemibagrus wyckioides is the source of this 5357-nucleotide messenger RNA. RefSeq names its product NALCN channel auxiliary factor 1a (gene nalf1a). NCBI's taxonomy places the organism in Eukaryota, Metazoa, Chordata, Actinopteri, Siluriformes, Bagridae. Gene Ontology annotation, cellular component: plasma membrane. Bases 505 to 1593 code for a protein of 362 amino acids. Gene Ontology annotation, molecular function: stretch-activated, monoatomic cation-selective, calcium channel activity. The transcript is spliced from 3 exons. The record is from RefSeq and is a predicted model, not a curated record. Gene Ontology annotation, biological process: calcium ion import across plasma membrane.